ACACAAGGAUGGUUUCAGUAUCUAAUUGUCACCUUAAAUAAUAAGAUAAUAGUUAAACAUACCAUUUGGGUUGCUGAUUUAUCUUAGGACAAUAUUCCAUAAAUUAUUCUGCAGUAUGUUUAUGUAUAAACAAGGAUAUGUUUAAAUCAAAAUGUAUAUGGUGUAUAUAAUGUAUAUGGCAAGUAAUACCAGUUAAUGUAUAAACCGAUGGAUCUGUCACUCACUACAUUAAACUGUAUUUGGGGUUAUCAGUUCAGACCACUAGACACCUAAACCAGAUGAGCUAGAUUUUACUUUCUAGAAUGAAAGGUCUGAGAGAUGAUAGUGAAAAAAUAACAAAUUACAUUGAUUUGUAGCCACACACACAGACACACAGGAGUAAACAGGGAGCUCUGGACGGAGAUAUACGCUCAGCUGCUCACGCCUUGCUACAAAAACAUUUAGUGACAUUUAGUGAAGGGCAGAUAAGGGAACAAGAGAUGAGUGUGUGUGUUGUGUGUAUCUGAAAGCAAUUGGCAACAGUUCAUGCAGGAAGAGGAAGCGGUUAACACAAUGAGAUACCAGGUAUAAAAAAAAAAAACUGACUGUCAUGGCUUUCUGAAAGUCAACAGUUUCUUAUUUUCGGAGCGAACCAUCGGUCUUCACCAUGAGGAGGCAAGCAGAGUGGUGGUCUUAGUGAUACAGACGUUAUUGAGAUCGCUUUGAGGAGAAAUGGCGCAAAAUGGUGCAGUGGCGAGCAAUGAGACCGUGAAGAUCCACGAAGAGCUGAAGAUUGUCAUUGUUGGAGAUGGGGGCUGUGGGAAAACCUCUCUUCUCAUGGUGUACGCCAAAGGUGACUUUCCAGAGAAAUAUGCCCCUUCGGUGUUUGAAAAAUAUGUCACAACUAUAACUCAUGGUGGGAAAAACAUAAGGCUCAACCUUUAUGACACGGCUGGACAGGAUGACUAUGAUCGCUUGAGACCCCUGUCCUACCAAGAAGCCCACCUGAUCAUGGUCUGCUACGAUGUCACUAACCCCACAAGCUUUGAAAAUGUCUUGAUCAAGUGGCACCCAGAGUUGAAGCACUUCUGUAAGGACAUUCCAGUGAUCCUGAUUGGCUGUAAGACGGAUCUGCGUAAGGAUAAGGAGCGCAUCCGGAAGCUUAAAGCGGUGGAUCAGACUCCUAUUACGUACACACAGGGCGAGGACGUUCGGCAGCAGAUGAACGCUGAACUGUAUCUCGAAUGUUCCGCCAAACACCAGGAAAACGUUGAGCAGGUGUUCCAGGAAACUACGAAAACGGCGCUGGAGGCCUGUCGUAAAGCGCGGAAGAGGAAAAGGAAGAGGCUAUGUGUCGCAAUGUGAAUUGUGAAGACAAGCCCUAUGGGAAGUGUAUGAGAAGAAAGUCAGGUUGGAGGCUUAUUAUGGCCAUGGUUGGAGGACUACCAGUAUUGAACAUGGCCGAUAAUAAGGGUGACUGUGGUUUGGCUCCUUGGAGGUAUGCCAGGCAUGUUUACAAAGAAGUUAAAAUAGAAACGGUGGUUGUUAAAAAAAAAAGAAAAGCGGUGAUUAUAUUGAGGUGGUUAUAUUGGUUGUAUUGAGGUUAUCCAUCAAUACGGCUGACCAAUGAGGUUGAUCGAUAUCCUUAUCGACCAAUAUCUCGAUUGCAUGGAGCAGUUGGUGUAUCCCUAAAUGUAAUGUAGGCUACUUGUAAAUGUAUCAAACGUCCUCUUUAUUCUUGUACAAGAUUUUUGUAACAUUUUUUGUAAUUAAUUUUCAAACAUUGCUGAAAUUAAAAGGCUCUUUAUGUUGUAUUUUAAACAGUAUUUUGCAUUGAAACUUUAUUAACUUACUAUUGUAAAUUGUACUGAACCAAAUAAUAUGCAAUAUAAAAUGUUAAAAAGCUAAUGCCCAUGGGUAUUCACCUGUAGCUACAUAUUUAACUAAUUUGCGUAAAGAGUAUUAAAUGUUUCAUCACAAAGAACAAAAUAAUUUAAAAUUCCAUAUUCAAAGGAAUGGACAUUGGUUUCUCCAGCCCUAAAUGGUCUGCUCAAUAAAAGAAGAGUACGUAUUGAAAAUAAUGACUUUAAUGUCCUUUUAAUAACACAAUGAGGGUUUGAAAAGCAUAACAUGAAACACAAAUCAUUAAUGUUCAAUGAACAUGCUGUGUUUAACUAUUUUAUUUUAUUUUUUUUUCAUAAAAUGAAAUGGCUUCAAGUUUAAAACAGGUUUUAUUCAUCUAAAUGCAAUGCACAGAAAAAUGCCUCUUACUGAUAAUGGCCAGGCACAUUUUACAGAUUUGAGGUGAGUGAAGCAGGGUUAAAAUAAUCAUUAGCUACAUUGAAUUAUUCAGGACAUUUAUUCUGUCCAUUAAAUGUGAAAAUGUGGUCAAACA
Messenger RNA from Gadus macrocephalus (Pacific cod), 2374 nucleotides. It is a transcript of the gene rhof, whose product is annotated as ras homolog family member F. Gene Ontology annotation, molecular function: GTPase activity; GTP binding. Gene Ontology annotation, biological process: cell migration; small GTPase-mediated signal transduction. Lineage: Eukaryota; Metazoa; Chordata; Actinopteri; Gadiformes; Gadidae. The transcript is spliced from 5 exons. Bases 712 to 1344 code for a protein of 210 amino acids. The record is from RefSeq and is a predicted model, not a curated record.